This is a messenger RNA of Notothenia coriiceps (black rockcod), 613 nucleotides long. RefSeq names its product nudix (nucleoside diphosphate linked moiety X)-type motif 13 (gene nudt13). The record is from RefSeq and is a predicted model, not a curated record. Lineage: Eukaryota; Metazoa; Chordata; Actinopteri; Perciformes; Nototheniidae. The coding region runs from base 101 to 475 and encodes 124 amino acids. The transcript is spliced from 2 exons.
CUGAGGUAAUGGUUUUUGGAGCUAAGGCAGAACGUAUAAAAGUUAGCGCUGAGCUUCAGUCUGCAAUGUUCAAAACAUCGGCAGAACUCUAGAUGUAGUCAUGGCCUCCUUGUACCCCUGUAUGACUCUACCUGUGUGUGCAGGUGAGACUCUGGAGGAGACCCUCAGCAGGGAGGUGGCGGAGGAGGUGGGCCUGGAGGUCCAGAGUUUCUCCUUCAGCUCCUCUCAGCACUGGCCGUUUCCUCAGAGCUCCUUCAUGAUGGCCUGCCACGCCUCCGUUAGCCCCGCCCACUCUCAGCUGUGUGUGGAUCACUCUGAGCUGGAGGACGCUCGCUGGUUCUCCCAGCAGGAGGUCCUCUCCGCCCUGCAGACGCCCCCCCACAGAGGAGGAGCCCCCCCCACCCCCUGGCUCCCCCCAAAACACGCCGUCGCUCAUCGACUCAUCACAGAGUGGAUCCAGAACACCAGAUCCUGAACCCGUCUGAGACGCGUUCACUGACAUCCCGUAAACUUGGCUACUCUUAUAAUGUUGGGACGGGACAAUAAAAAGCCUUUCAAAACCUCAACAUCCUACAUUUAAACUUUUAUAAAACUACAGAAAUGUUUUUCCAAA